This is a messenger RNA of Protobothrops mucrosquamatus (brown spotted pit viper), 930 nucleotides long. Its product is annotated as olfactory receptor 2B6-like. Gene Ontology annotation, molecular function: G protein-coupled receptor activity; olfactory receptor activity. The coding region runs from base 1 to 930 and encodes 309 amino acids. The transcript has a single exon. Gene Ontology annotation, biological process: G protein-coupled receptor signaling pathway. Gene Ontology annotation, cellular component: membrane. NCBI's taxonomy places the organism in Eukaryota, Metazoa, Chordata, Lepidosauria, Squamata, Viperidae. The record is from RefSeq and is a predicted model, not a curated record.
AUGUGGACUCAGAAUGAGACUGCAGUGAAUGGAUUCAUUCUUCUAGGCUUUACUAGUUAUCCCAUAUUGCGACCAUUCCUUUUAGUGAUAUUUUUCACUAUGUCUCUUAUUACUGUUCUUGGAAACAGCCUGAUCAUCUUCUUGGUCUGGAUUAACUCCCGUCUCCACACAGCAAUGUAUUUUUUCAUUGGUAACUUAUCUUUGUUGGAUAUAUUCUUUACACUCAUCACUACCCCUCAAAUGCUAGUCCACAUGGCUUCUGAAACUAAGAUGAUCUCUUACAACAGAUGCAUGGCCCAAAUGAACUUAACCCUCUCCUGUGGGAUAACAGAAUGUUUCAUCUUAGCUCUUAUGGCAUAUGACCGUUAUGUAGCCAUAUGCUGGCCACUGCGAUAUCCCAUCAUCAUGAGAAUGCCAAUGUGCAUACAAAUGGCUGGGAUAUGCUGGUUUGGAGGUUUCUUCAAUGCUGCAGCACUAACAGUGUGCACAAUAAAUUUUCCCUUCUGUGGACCUUAUGAAAUCAACCAUUUCUUUUGUGAAGCACCAGCUGUGCUUCAACUAGCUUGCAUGGACACCUAUUUAAUGAAGGUGUUCAUCUUUGCUCUGAGUGUAAUUGUCCUCAUGCUGCCCCUUGGCUUUAUAGUGCUCUCCUACCUCCACAUUGCCAGGGUGAUCUUCAAUAUGCAUUCACCUGAGGGGCAACAACGGGCUUUCUCUACUUGUGCCACACAUCUCAUCAUUGUUGUGCUGUUCUACAGCACUAUCAGCUUCACGUACUUGCAACCCCAUUCUGACCUUUCUGCAGAUCAAGAGAAGAAAGCUGCAGUCUUCUAUUCUUUGGUAUCUCCUAUGUUGAACCCUGUCAUCUACAGCCUGAGGAACAAAGAUGUUAAAGAGGCCUUGGCUAAAGUAAUGGGAAAGGUGAAUUAA